GCCGCGUUGCCGGGCGCUCCCCCCUGCCCCGGAAGUGCCGCGCUCCCGGAAGCCGCUCUCCCCUCACGGUCUCUUUCUGCCGCCAUCUUGGGCCCCGCUCCCCGCACAAAAUGCCCGGCGAAGCCACAGAAACCGUCCCGGCCACGGAGCAGGAGCUGCCGCAGCCGCAGGCGGAGACAGGAUCUGGAACAGAGUCCGACAGCGAUGAAUCCGUACCAGAGCUCGAAGAGCAAGACUCCACACAGGCCACGACACAGCAGGCACAGCUCGCGGCAGCAGCCGAAAUAGAUGAGGAACCCGUCAGCAAAGCAAAACAGAGCCGGAGCGAGAAGAAAGCUCGGAAGGCAAUGUCCAAACUGGGCCUUCGCCAGGUGACGGGGGUCACCAGGGUCACCAUCCGGAAAUCCAAGAACAUCCUGUUUGUCAUCACAAAACCAGACGUGUACAAGAGCCCGGCGUCAGACACCUACAUUGUCUUUGGCGAGGCCAAGAUCGAAGACCUGUCCCAGCAGGCCCAGCUGGCAGCUGCCGAAAAGUUCAAAGUGCAAGGAGAACCCGUUUCAAACAUCCAGGAAAACACACAGACCCCCACCGUGCAGGAGGAGAGCGAGGAAGAGGAGGUUGAUGAGACGGGCGUGGAGGUGAAAGACAUCGAGCUGGUGAUGUCGCAGGCGAACGUGUCGCGGGCCAAGGCCGUGCGAGCCCUCAAGAACAACAGCAACGACAUCGUAAACGCGAUAAUGGAGCUGACGAUGUAGCCGCCGGAGGGAGGAGCCUUUUUUGGUGUUUCAGAGAAGACUAAAAUACAGCUAAAUUUAAAAUUUGUACUAUUUCUAUCGGUUAAUAAAAGUUGUGGCUUAUUGUUGGUGAAA
Molecule: messenger RNA, 872 nt
Organism: Empidonax traillii (willow flycatcher)
Lineage: Eukaryota; Metazoa; Chordata; Aves; Passeriformes; Tyrannidae
Gene: NACA
Product: nascent polypeptide associated complex subunit alpha
Exons: 8
Coding region: 111-758 (215 amino acids)
Biological process (GO): protein targeting to membrane
Cellular component (GO): nascent polypeptide-associated complex; cytoplasm
Source: RefSeq, a predicted model, not a curated record